AGUUUGGAGUCUCUGUGUUUGGACUUUCUGAGGCGCGUUGUGGAAUCCUGUGGAAUUUCCCCACAUGAUUAUUUGGACAGUGGCAUCUGGCUUGGCAGGGUGAGGUGCAGCCCCUUGUGCGAGGUGCAUGCACUACUGCCCAGUGCUGGCAUCCCUUGGGGAUUGGCAUAGAGACCUCAUUUGGGAUGAGUUUAUGAUGUCAGACUUUUCCAGUGAGGCAGCUGCUGCUGGGGAGCAAAGGGCUCAGCCUGCCUACAUAAGGAUUUGGGUAGGGCUGUGACUAUAGAAGGGCGUGGAACAGAGAAGGAAAGAGCAAAGACUGCACCUGCACAUUAUCCUGCAUGGACACGUAAAGGAAGGAUGUGGCUUCCGCUCACCGCCCCGUGCUGACUGUUGCUGACUUUUGCUGAUUUUGCUUCCCAGUGGCUGACCAUGCCAUGGAAGUCAUGGUGCAGAUCUGCCCUGGAGGUGGAAAAGAGAAGCAGCUACCUGAUGUUGGAGCUUUCCCUGUUCUAGACAAGCAGAGCACAGUGUGUCAGCAGCAUGGCAUCCUCCCAUGGCUGCAAACAUCCACCUGCCUUCCCUCCUGCAGAAUGCCAGGAGGGGCUGAGCUUCACAAAGAGCUUUUGUUGAGGCUUUAGACCAGGAGGUUGUUAUGCUGCAGUGCUGAUUCGCCAUGUUGUGAGUGCUCCGUGGGAGCUGACAUGUUGCAUAUCAGUUCUGGCUGCUCACUGGGGGUGCCCCUCCCCUGGCUCUGUUGGAGGUGGCUUUUGGGCUGGCCUGCUCUUGAGAACUGGGACUAAUUGCAAAUUUUACCAGAAAUGUAAUGAGGGAACAGAAUGUUUUCUGAGGCACACUAGGUCAGGCAAUGUGCUCCUUGCACUAACAUAGGAUCUGAUGGUCCAGGGUGUUAGAAAGGGGUGCACUUGUGUAUUUGGUGCCUCUGAGUAUAUCCCUGCUGGGAUUUUGUUCACCUGCUUGGCCCUGCUGUUUCAAAGCUCUGGGACAGUGCUUGUGGUCAGCAUGUCCAACAGGACAGUAGCAGCUUCCCUCCAGACAACCUCCAGCUGAGGCUGUGCUGGGGAGAGGGGCACACAGUCCCCAGCAGUGGGCAGUGCCUUCUCCUUCACCCAGAGUUUCCUGGAACUGCAGAGCUUCCAAGAAGUCCUGUGGCAGAGAAGCUGAGGGUAGAAUUGCCCAAGGUCUCCUGCCUGCUGUGAAAGUGUUGACCAUGAGCUCCUGCUCAGAUUGAUUCUCCUCCUUGCCCUCUUCCAGGCAUCAAAGCUGCAGUGCGGGUGGUUUACAACCACAAGAGAGUUGCGUUUAUCUGCGAAUCUUCAUACACAAAGGGCGCCUCUGAGCAGAGCUGCUGUGAAGACUAAAGAGCUGGAGAGGACGUUGCAGAGGUUUGGAGGCACACCGUGAUGGUGGGAGCCAUUCCACGGCAGCCACGCCGCUUCUGGGGGGUGCCUGGCUGGCAAGUGUCUUCAGCUAGUUGUGCCAACGACCGCCCACUGUGGGACAGGGAGAUUGAUCCGGAGUGGAGUGGGAUUCUGCUGCAGAGAGACAUUUCAGGGUUUAUCAAUCCAGACAGCUCAUGGCCACAUCUGAAACAUGGUGAAAAUUAAAAUCAAGGCCUUGUGCAGCAUGAAGGUGGUUGACUCCUCCAGGCAUGCAAGGAUGGGUGAUAUGGAUAGUACAGGGGUGGAUGGAUGGUGCAGGAGUCCAUGGUGGUCUCUGCAACCCCUGGUGCUGCUCAGUUGCUCAUCCAUGUGGUUGAGGACUCUGGUCCAAGCUAUCAGAGCUAGCUGUGAUAAUUGUUAAGAUUCCUCUGGUUGCACAGGCAGGUUCCCAUCCCUACUGUGGAGCUGGCAGCCUGAGACAGCCUGCGUCCUUUGGCGCAUGCAGCUGGCACAGGUUUUCUUGGCAAGGACUCACAGAUUUGGUUGCUGGUGCCUGAUGGGGUGGUCACAGUCUUGAGCCCCUGGGACUGGUCUGACCUGCCUUACUCCUGCACUCCAGAGCAGUAGGAGAAUGUCAGGUCCCCAGCAGAGGGCAGUCCCUCUUCUCCUUACUUGUAGAAACUUGUCCACAAUAGCCUCCAGUCCUGCUGCGGAAUCCUCUUUGUGUCAGCGCUAAUCCUGCAGAGCCCCAUACUGGGGGGCUCACCUGGACAUCCUGAGCAAGAGGUCUAGCUCCUGCCCUCUCAGCAUCACCUGUGGCACUUUACUGUCCCCUUCCUGCUGCUGCAUGGGCUGUCCUGACUCCAACUCCACGUGGAGUCCAGCCAAGUAAGGCUCCAUGCGGCACAUCCACACAGAGACGUCCCUGCCCCCGGAGCGCAGCACUGACUCCAGCCUGUCCCGACCCAGUGGAGAGGCAGCCUUGGAGCCUUCCUCACAACACUGUGCCCACCACGGCAUCCUCAUGGGCUACAACGAGACAGAGAUCAAGCGCCAGAAGGUUUACCAGGUUUCCAUCUUCUCCCAUCUCUCCAGCUCCUCCGAGAGCACGGAGCAACGAGCAGGCAGUCAUCCGACUCUCAAGAGGGGCUACCCUGAGCAGCGAACUCCAGAGGGGUUGCGGGAUCCCAAACGAACUCACUGGGGUGGUGGGGUGGACAGCAAGCGUGAUGGGGGCUUGGGGCAGGCUGCCCUGGAGGACGAUGAUACCUUUGAGGAUGGUCUGCUGGUGGACGAGCUCUCUCUGUGCGGCUCUGCCCAGCACUUCUCCCACAGUGGGCUCCAGGUGGUGGAGCAUCGGUGUGUGAGCAGUCCCAGUCCUAAGGCCAAUAGAGAGGACAAGCCGCAAGAUACCUCCUCCUUCUGGCCACAGCACAUUGCUUGCAGUACUUUGCACACAAGAGAUAGUUGCCCGGUUCCACCGGGGAAUCAGCUUGCAGACUGCUGGGAGAAUGGGGAGCGAAUGAGUGACCAUAACCUACCUGACCUUGAUUUGCACAAUAUUGCACAAAAACCCCAGGUGGACUGUGGUGGGAGGGGAGAGAAGCCAGGCAGUAGCCCCGCUCACAGCUGCGGGGCUGGCGAAGCAGAGGAAUGGCCGGUGGUGGCUAAUGGGUGCAAGGAGCCUCUAGCCCCACAGAUGUUACUCAGCCCUGAGCCUAGCAACCUGAGCUCCCAGGAAAAGACACCUUGUGGGAACAGCAGCAGCAGCAGCAGCAGCAGCAGCAGCAGCGGCAGCUGCCCAGCCAAAAGGAAGUUGCUGCCAGCUGGUGAGAUUAUGUCUGACUCCUGCUCCGAAGAUGAGAGCCUAUCCCAGCUAGUGAAGAAGAAGAGAGCCCUGCCUUGCCACCCAGUGCCCACAGCCUGCCGCAGCACCGAUGCCAAGGGAGCCCCUUUCUGGAAUCACCUGCUUCCCACAGCCAAGGUGAGUGUCACUGCAGGGGCAGGAAGAGGCAGGAAGUGUCCUGGGCUGUUCUUUUUGGGCAUGUAGCCCACAGUGGCAUGGCAUUACGUAUUGUCCCAGUGGCACAACACAGGCAUGAGAAG
This is a messenger RNA of Meleagris gallopavo (turkey), 3509 nucleotides long. The record is from RefSeq and is a predicted model, not a curated record. NCBI's taxonomy places the organism in Eukaryota, Metazoa, Chordata, Aves, Galliformes, Phasianidae.